ACUCGCUUUCAUUCGGUGAGAAUUUACACCAUAGACAGGCAAAAUAUAGUAGCAUAACUGACUCUCGAGUCGCAGUACUUGCUGUAUUUUUUUUUUCGCUAAUUUACAUUUAGAACUUGUUCGGGCUUCGUUUAGUUUAGUCAAAAAGUGUCUGUUUAGGUUUUUGUCGAACCAAAAUGGAACAGCUAUCAAACCAAUCACAACCAGCGAUGGAUGCGGCGACCAACGGAAAUGGAACCCACAAAUCAGCUGAAGUUGUUGUACAAAGCCCAGCACAACCACAACGUCCACGAAAGCUGUCCUUUGAUGAUACCGAUAUAAAUCUGUCGAAACAGAAACUGGGCAGCACCGACGAAGUGCACCGGUUGCCGAUAUCCCUCAUUUUGAAGGCCGCCGUUUUGUUUGCCACGGCCGGUUUGCUGCUGCGGUACCUGCCGCCGUUCGACUCGGGGUCACUGACUUCGUCACUGGACGCACUCGACCAAUGGCGUCAGCUGGUCGCGAAUCGAACCGUGUCCACCAUCGCUCGCGUCGACUUCGACCGCUGGUAUCGGGUGCUGCAAGCCAAAGCUAGUGAAGCACGCGCACAACUGCAGGAACCCUCGAUGAUUUUGCUAGCGGCGCUGUUUGGUAUCGGUGUGAUGGCCUUCACCUAUCACGUGAUCUACCUGGACAGCAACAUCCCCGGCGUCAAUCCGCCGACUCCCUUCUCGGCCAGCAAAAAGAAGAGAUUCUCCGAUAAAGAACGCCGGUUUCACCUCGGUUACGUAACGGCACUUCUUAGUGGAUUGACGGUGUUUCUAAUCUGUCUGCUGGUCGAUUAGUCGACGGAAGCACUCCAAGUGCGCCUUCUUCCAUUAACCAUAUUCCAUAGUCCGGCUAUGGGUAAACUGGUUUUAUUACAGCGUUGGUAAACUUUCUGCUUCCAGGCAGGCAGACAGUGCGGGGCCUUACAAAUAACCAGCAGCAAAUAAGUCACACAUUUUUACCCUUAUUUUUUAGCUAUAUGUUAGUAUGUAGGAGGAUAUGAUGCACAUCGUGAGUUUUGCAGCAGUUUUAUCUGCAGUGGCUAUUUAUUUCUACAUGUGUCAUGAUUUUAGGCUUAUUACCAAGCGGUUAGACGAGAAGGCGUAGUGCGGGUGAACUGUUAAUUUUAACUAAUCCUAUUGCAAUUAUUGUACGCUAAGAAAUAGAGCAAAAGACUAACCAUUUACCGUUUUGUUGAGAAAAUGUGUCUGAGUAUGGCUUAUCACCAAGCGAUGUCUCUCAGUGUAACCAAUGCAAAAUGUUGUUCCGGCACGGCAGCUGCUCGUAUCAAUCGGUGUUUGAUAAAUUUAAUAAACAUUAGCGCUAAGCCACUUGUUCCAAUCCUAAACUGGUACAAAUAAAGUUAGCAUUUCUCAAACAAA
Wyeomyia smithii (pitcher-plant mosquito) is the source of this 1409-nucleotide messenger RNA. RefSeq lists its product as uncharacterized. The transcript is spliced from 4 exons. The record is from RefSeq and is a predicted model, not a curated record. The coding region runs from base 177 to 824 and encodes 215 amino acids. Lineage: Eukaryota; Metazoa; Arthropoda; Insecta; Diptera; Culicidae.